GGCCGCGGGAGGCGGGAGGGUGGAGCCGAGGCGAGGCCUGUCCGGGUGAGGUGGGCGCUCGGGGCCUGUCAGGACCUGGACAUGCAGGCCUCCUGACCUUUCACCCUGCUUUUCCAAAAGUAGAGGCCUCCAUAACACUUUUCCGAAUAUGCUAGUUCUUGUAAGGGAAACACUUCAAUGAAGCCUUCCUCCUUUAUAAAGAAACCUUCCUGGUAUUACAUCUGUUUGAUCCACUCAACUGAAGGAUGAAAGCUGUACAUAGGAGCACAAAGUGAAUGGAAGACAACUGUCAUUAUGUACGUAUUUCGGCACUCUGAACAGACACUAAAAACUGCCCUCAUCUCAAAGAACCCAGUACUUGUGUCACAGUAUGAGAAACUAGAUGCUGGGGAACAACGCUUAAUGAAUGAAGCUUUCCAGCCAACCAGUGAUCUCUUUAAGCCUAUUACUUUUCAAUCACAGUCAGAUUGGAUUAUUUCCCACCCUGAGGUUCCCCAAGACUUUGAACAGUUUUUCAGUGAUGCCUACAGAAAGACACCGACUCCAGAGAAGCACACUAUUUAUAUACAGUCUAUAGGAUCUCUGGCAAACACCAGAGUUAUCAGCGAAGAAUAUAUUAAGUGGCUGAAGAGCUACUGUGAAGCAUUUUUCUAUGGUCUGACAGUAAAACUCCUAGAACCAGUGUCUGUUUCUGCCACAAAGUGUUCCUUUCGAGUUAACGAUCACACACAGAACCUACAGAUUCAUGCAGGACAUAUCCUGACGUUUUUAAAAAAGAAAAAACGUGAAGAUGCCUUCUGUGUUGUGGGGAUAACAAUGAUAGAUCUUUACCCAAGAGACUCAUGGAACUUUGUCUUUGGACAGGCCUCUUUGACGGAUGGUGUGGGGAUAUUCAGCUUUGCCAGGUAUGGCAAGGAUUUCUAUAGCUCCCACUAUAAGGGCAAGGUGAAGAAGCCUAAGAGAGUAUCUUCUAGUGACUAUUCCAUCUUUAAUAACUACUGUGUCCCUGACAUCACUAGUGCAUUGCUGCUGCGAUCCUGUAAGACUUUAACCCAUGAGAUUGGACACAUAUUUGGACUGAGACACUGCCAGUGGCUUGCAUGCUUAAUGCAAGGCUCCAACCACUUGGAGGAAGCUGAUCGGCGUCCUCUAAACCUUUGCCCUAUCUGCUUGCGCAAGUUACAGUGUGCUCUUGGCUUCAAUAUUGUAGAAAGAUACAAGGCACUGGUGAGGUGGAUCGAUGAGGAAUGCACUGACACGCCAGCUCCAAAGCCCAGCUGUGAGAAUGCCGUGAGUGUGCCGAAACCAGUGGAAGCCUUUAAGGAAUGGAGAGAGUGGGUGGUAAAAUGCCUUGCUGUUCUCCAAAAUCAGGAGUAAUUAAAUCAGUCCUUGCAUAUUA
Messenger RNA from Dipodomys ordii (Ord's kangaroo rat), 1399 nucleotides. It is a transcript of the gene Amz2, whose product is annotated as archaelysin family metallopeptidase 2. NCBI's taxonomy places the organism in Eukaryota, Metazoa, Chordata, Mammalia, Rodentia, Heteromyidae. The record is from RefSeq and is a predicted model, not a curated record. The coding region runs from base 295 to 1377 and encodes 360 amino acids. The transcript has 9 exons. Gene Ontology annotation, biological process: proteolysis. Gene Ontology annotation, molecular function: metallopeptidase activity.